Messenger RNA from Hypanus sabinus (Atlantic stingray), 1837 nucleotides. It is a transcript of the gene syt11a, whose product is annotated as synaptotagmin XIa. The transcript has 4 exons. Gene Ontology annotation, cellular component: axon; membrane; synapse. Gene Ontology annotation, biological process: vesicle fusion; regulation of calcium ion-dependent exocytosis; calcium-ion regulated exocytosis. Gene Ontology annotation, molecular function: phosphatidylserine binding; calcium ion binding; clathrin binding. The coding region runs from base 139 to 1413 and encodes 424 amino acids. The record is from RefSeq and is a predicted model, not a curated record. NCBI's taxonomy places the organism in Eukaryota, Metazoa, Chordata, Chondrichthyes, Myliobatiformes, Dasyatidae.
GAGCGCCAGAGACAGCGGAUUGCAGCGUGUAGCGGAGCGCCGUUCCUCACCCCGUUACCGACCGAACUUCAUCGGCUGCUACAUGGAAAAACACCGCGAGGCUUGAGAAACAAGAGGGAAAAUACCAACACCAGGCAAAUGGCUGAAAUCACCAAUAUCAGACCCUCCUUUGAUGUCUCACCCAUCGUGGCCGGGUUUAUCGGGGCCACAGUACUGGUGGUGUCGGUCUCGCUGACCGUCUUCGUAUGGACCUGCUGCCAGAGGCGCCUGGCCGGCAACACCAAGAACCCCCCCUACAAGUUCGUCCACAUGCUGAAGGGCAUCAGCAUCUACCCAGAGACACUGAGCGGCCGCAAGAAGCUGGGACGCCCGCGGCGGGAGAAGGACGGUGCCGGAGGAGGGGAGCGAGAGGCGGGGGGCGACUGCUUCCACCCAGAGUCCGGCCAGUGCUCUGCCCCCUUCGUCGAGGGGCUGCCUUUGACGUCAGGUUACCAGGAGAUCCCAGAUGACGAAGCCUCCCCCAAGGACAGCACCAGCUCCUUGGACAGCAAGGCACCCUCGCCCACCUCGCCGGAGACAGAGGUCAGCCUGGGCAACCUGAGCAUCACUGUGGACUACAACUUCCCGAAGAAGGCCCUGGUGGUGAUGAUCCAGGGGGCCCACGGCCUGCCGGUGAUGGACGAGACCACACUGACCUCUGACCCCUACAUCAAGAUGACCAUACUGCCCGAGAAGAAGCACCGCGUCAAGACGCGGGUAAUGAGGAAGACCCUGGACCCAGUGUUCGACGAGACCUUCACUUUCUACGGGAUCCCUUACAGCCAGCUUCAAGAACUGCUCCUCCACUUCCUGGUCCUCAGCUUUGACCGGUUCUCGCGGGACGACGUGAUCGGAGAGGUGACGGUGCCACUGGCCGGGAUCGACCCCGGCAGCGGGAGGGUGCAGCUGACACGGGAGAUCUUACCCCGAUGCAUACAGAAGUGCGUCAGCAGAGGGGAGCUCCUGGUGUCGCUCUGUUACCAGCCCGUCACACACAGGCUGAGCGUGGUGGUGCUAAAGGCCAGACACCUGCCCAAGAUGGACAUCAGCGGCCUCUCAGGUAACCCCUACGUCAAAGUCAAUGUCUACUACGGACAGAGACGGGUGGCCAAGAAGAAGACGCACGUCAAGAAGUGUACACUCAACCCAGUCUUCAACGAGUCCUUUGUCUUCGACGUGGGGGCCGACAGCCUGCGGGACGUCAGCGUGGAGUUCCUGGUCAUCGACUUCGACCGGACGACCAAGAACGAGGUGGUAGGGUGCGCGGUGCUGGGCGCCAACAGCCCCAGCCCCAACGGCCUCGAUCACUGGCGGGAGAUCUGCGAGACCCCUCGAAGACAGCUCGCAAAGUGGCAUCCCCUGAUUGAGUAUUAGACCCAGGGAACGGGAGGGGAGAGAGAGAGAGAGAGUGGGGAGAAAGGAGGGUGCCUGGGAACUUGAACCAUAUACAGGAACUCGGAUCUAGUGAUAGAAGAUAACUGCGUCAAAGAAAAACUGUGACAAAAAAAUAUUCUUGUUUGCUGCAGUGUGACCCACUCACGCUGUCGAGUUCAAAAACCCGUGAGUCUUAUGUAUUCCGCAAACCACCCACGUUACCUGCAUGUCUAACUGAAGCCUGUACCUUAUUUGCAAAUACUUAACGCACUUUGACGUUGCCCAACCUUGACCUUUGUCCGUUGACCUGUUACUUCUGCGUGUUCUCGGUGAGGGAGCAGGUCAGAGGCGAGAGACCCCCCCCCUCCACCACCUUGAGGUGAAACCCACCUCGAGCGUAGGCGCGCGGCAUCCCCUGACGGGU